UGGCCGGGAAAAAAGCAAUCCAUGUGAAGCCCAUGGUGAAGAUAUUCGCUGUGGUUCUGCUGUAAUAAAUACAUCCAGAGAGGAGAGAAAGAGAGAAACAGCAGGAGAAAGAAAAACAAAGAGCGCUGAUUUGAGACUUUGCACAGAUUUUUGCACGGGAUUGUGGACUUUUGUAUUAUUUGAAGAUAACUUUCAAAUACUGGGAUCUUUCAGAUUGGACUCUCAGACUGGACAGUGAAAAGAAGGAGUCAAGUUUAUUAUUGUUUUUGAUAUCAGUGUUUUAUAUAUAUAUUUAAUUUUGAGACACCAGAGUCGCUCACCUGACUGACUCAGGUAAAGAACCCAAAACCUCCUUCAAUCUACGCGUCUUAUGUCCACAAAAAUGGAGACACCUUUUUACCAUGACGACUCUUUUCUGUUGGGUUACGGCCACACGGACGCCGCGCUGCACGACUACAAGCUCCAGAAGCAUCAGCAGCAUCAGCAGCAACAUCAACAGCAGCAGCAGCAGACCAUGAGCCUGAGCAGCCUGAGCGAACCCUACCGCAGCCUCAAGUCAGACUCGGUGUUCCACACGUCUCAGCCGGACGUCGGCUCGCUGAAGCUGGCGUCUCCAGAGCUGGAGAGACUGAUCAUCCAGAACAGUACCGGAGUGCUGACCAGCCCGACACCGCCGGGCCAGUAUCAGCUCUACGGCCACCGUUCCAUCACAGACGAGCAGGAGGGCUUCGCGGAGGGCUUCGUGAAAGCGCUCGACGAGCUUCACAAGAUGAACCAACCCCCGCCCAACGUGUCGAUCGGCGCGGGCGGGGUGACGACGUGCUCGGUGGCGGCUCCCUCCGCGUUCAGCUCCGCCCUGCAGCCAGAAGCUCCGGUUUACACCACGCUCAACCCGUUCUGCCCAAACCUCGUCUCAUCCACUACAGCCACCCCGAGCUACCCUUCUGCCACCAUCAGCUACCUGCCCUCGGCGCACGCUGACGCGCCCACGCACGCGUACCCGCUGUCCGGUGGCGUCCAUCCCGCGCAACAGCGCUUCGUGGCGCUCAAGGAGGAGCCGCAGACGGUGCCCGACAUGCACAGCAGCGACGGCUCGCCGCCCGUCUCGCCCAUCGACAUGGAGAGCCAGGAGCGCAUCAAGGCGGAGCGCAAGCGCCUGAGGAACCGGCUCGCCGCAACCAAGUGCCGCCGGCGCAAGCUGGAGCGCAUCGCGCGCCUCGAGGACCGCGUCAAGGUGCUCAAGACGGACAACGCGGGCCUGUCGACCACCGCCUCGCUCCUGCGCGAGCAAGUGGCGCAGCUCAAGCAGAAGGUCCUGCGGCACGUCAGCAGCGGCUGCCAACUCAUGCUGACCAGCAAGAUGGAGGCUUUCUGAACAAAAAGCGCGCGCGCACACACAAGACAUACAGACACCGCUCUAUAUUCACUAACACUCAAAACACUGGAAGAUGGACCUUCACUUUGAGACGCCACUCGAUGGACGGUUCUGAAUGAGGUUCUGCUGAGCUUCACGGUAGCUCCACGUCUGCGGUUGCCGGACACCGUUUACAAGCUCGCCGUGAAAGUGAAAGUCAGAGGCGACACACACACACAAACACCCUCGAAACACACGUUCUGGAGUCGAGCAGGUUCCAAGAGACUCGAGUGAAACAGGCCAGUAAAGCCUAUACUUCAUGCCAAUGACGUCAUCUUUUUUUCAUGAUAAAGGGAGAUUUGUAACGUUUAGUAGCUUAUGACGUCAUUUAUCUGAUACUGUCAUUUUUUAAAUGUGUAAAUUAUUUCGUUGUGUUUUUUUUUUUGUAAGUCAGGUUGAUCCCGACUUUACAAAUGUCAACAAUGUCUCAUGUUUACAAUGUCAUUUUUUUUAAUUAUUUGUUGUUUAUUUAAGUAAAAAAAAUAUUGAAAUAUA
Molecule: messenger RNA, 1909 nt
Organism: Silurus meridionalis
Lineage: Eukaryota; Metazoa; Chordata; Actinopteri; Siluriformes; Siluridae
Gene: junbb
Product: JunB proto-oncogene, AP-1 transcription factor subunit b
Exons: 1
Coding region: 371-1375 (334 amino acids)
Biological process (GO): regulation of transcription by RNA polymerase II; regulation of cell cycle; regulation of cell population proliferation
Cellular component (GO): transcription regulator complex
Molecular function (GO): transcription factor binding; DNA-binding transcription factor activity, RNA polymerase II-specific; RNA polymerase II cis-regulatory region sequence-specific DNA binding
Source: RefSeq, a predicted model, not a curated record